UGUAACCAGACAACUUUAACAACAUCCAAUAUGAUUUUUAAGGUAGCAACUAUCUUCGCUUUGGUCGCCGUGGUCUCUGCUGAUCACCAUCACGCGUUUUCAUCGCAACACGUUCACAAACACGAUGGUCACCAUGAGGUCGUGUCGCACGGACAUGGUCACCAUCAUGAUUACUAUACUCAUCCCAAAUACCACUUCGAGUAUAAGAUAGAGGACCCCCACACGGGCGACCACAAGAGCCAGCACGAGGAGCGCGACGGCGACGUGGUGAAGGGCUACUACGAGCUGAAGGAGCCUGACGGUCUCAUCAGGCACGUGCAUUAUCACGCCGACAAGCACUCAGGGUGAGUACCUUGAAGACACAGAUUACUUACCUUAAAUAGACCCUCUUGCCUUAGAUAAACUUAA
Molecule: messenger RNA, 408 nt
Organism: Manduca sexta (tobacco hornworm)
Lineage: Eukaryota; Metazoa; Arthropoda; Insecta; Lepidoptera; Sphingidae
Product: cuticle protein 19
Exons: 3
Coding region: 31-348 (105 amino acids)
Cellular component (GO): extracellular matrix
Source: RefSeq, a predicted model, not a curated record